Messenger RNA from Exophiala xenobiotica, 658 nucleotides. RefSeq lists its product as uncharacterized. Gene Ontology annotation, molecular function: deaminase activity. The record is from RefSeq and is a predicted model, not a curated record. Lineage: Eukaryota; Fungi; Ascomycota; Eurotiomycetes; Chaetothyriales; Herpotrichiellaceae. The coding region runs from base 1 to 471 and encodes 156 amino acids. The transcript has 6 exons. Gene Ontology annotation, cellular component: cytosol.
AUGGUCCACGAACUUGGAAAGCCGGAUUAUGUCUCUGCAAACGGGGUGCAGUUGUACAACCCUUCCUGGUGUUACAAACCUACCGGCACGUGGUCGAUCGCGAGCAAACGCGGAAACACUCUUUAUAUCUCUGGCAUGCGCGGGAUAUCUCCAGAGACGCAAGAGUUGAUCCCAUUCAACAGCGAGGGAAAGCAGGAUGGCCCUCCCAGCCAAUCGCCUGCGUAUCCUCGGGUACUGAAAGCCUUUCAGAACAUGUGCAUGGUAAUGGAGGCUGCUGGCGCCACAGUAGGGGACUGCAUACGCCUUGUAGUAUACACCACGGACAUGCCACAAUAUAGGCCUCUCGUGAAUGAAGCGCAGAAAGAGAUCUGGGGAGAGGUCCCCUUCCCGCCACGCUCGAUAGUAGAAGUGUCGAGACUCAACCAAGACGACAUUGUGGAGGUAGAGAGUACGUUUGCCAUCUCCGAAUGAUACGAUUCAAUGCACAAACACGUGUAGAGACAUGAAUGCAUAUUGGCGUCACAUGAUUGAAUGGAUCAAGAAUACCGUUGCUCGAGCUCCAGACCAUUGGGAGGUCACCUCUGUGAUGAAAUAGAAAACCGAUUAUAGCAUCCGAUGUGUCAUGGGUGCUGUCAUUUCAACUGGACAGCCGUGGGCC